AUCUCAGCCUUCCCUACCUCUCAAUAUAAAUGCAGCUCCUUUGCAUGGUCCAUGACUCAACUCAACCUUCAACUAAUGUCCUAAUAAGAGUUCUCCACAAAGACUUCACGAUUGAAGACCCAGCCUAAUUCUACAAUAGGGAACUUCAGUAAUGACUUCAGAAUCAGAGACACCACGAAUAACAGAGCUACACGUUAGGAUGGACUGCAAUGGCUGCGUGCAUAAGAUCAAAAAGACCCUAAGUGGUAUUGAAGGUAUAGGGGAAGUCUAUGUUGAUCAAGCUAACCACAAGAUUACGGUGGUGGGGACUGCUGAUCCUGAGAGGAUUGUGAAGGCCAUCAGGAAGACCAAGAAGGUUCCUACAAUCUGCUCACACAUCGACCCUACAGCGGAGGCUCAGCCUCCCGCGCCACCCGCAGAAGGGGAAGCCCCACCGCCGCCUGCUGACCCGCCAUCUGACGAGCCUCCGCCUGCUGAUCCGCCAUCUGACGAGCCUCCGCCUGCAGAAGCGGCGCCGGCGGAAGCCGCACCGGAAAACAAAGAGGCGCCACCGGCUGAAACACCGGCCGCCGAUGCCACCGUGAUACACAUGGCGCAUGAUUACCCAUACAGCCACCAUGUGCAUAGAGACCACUGGGCAAACCAUCCUAGCAACAUGCGCGGCGUCAGAUAUGAUGCUGCACCUUAUUAUGCAGCACAUAGCUAUAGUCACAGGUCAAGUCCUUGCAUAUCAGAGUACGGACAUCUGAGCUCUCCUGUCCAAGAAGGAAGAUAUUACAGCCAUGACUACCGUCCAGUUGCUAGGGGAAAAGGAGAUGGAAGCCAGAUCACUUCAAUGUUCAGUGAUGAGAAUCCUAAUGCAUGCAGCAUAGCUUAAAAAAGGAGAGGCAAUUUGCAAGGGAAUCUGUUUCUGUAGACUCUUCCGGCAAACCCGGGUGGAAGGGAAGAUUUUGCUUUUUUCCUCUGAAGAUAUCAAAUGGAUGUAGUUCUAGUUUUAAGGUGGAAUUUGCUUAAAU
Lolium perenne is the source of this 1016-nucleotide messenger RNA. RefSeq lists its product as uncharacterized. Gene Ontology annotation, molecular function: metal ion binding. The record is from RefSeq and is a predicted model, not a curated record. NCBI's taxonomy places the organism in Eukaryota, Viridiplantae, Streptophyta, Magnoliopsida, Poales, Poaceae.